Messenger RNA from Amyelois transitella, 5837 nucleotides. RefSeq names its product focal adhesion kinase 1 (gene Fak). The coding region runs from base 541 to 4260 and encodes 1239 amino acids. Gene Ontology annotation, biological process: protein phosphorylation; signal complex assembly. Lineage: Eukaryota; Metazoa; Arthropoda; Insecta; Lepidoptera; Pyralidae. Gene Ontology annotation, cellular component: focal adhesion; cytoskeleton. The transcript is spliced from 27 exons. The record is from RefSeq and is a predicted model, not a curated record. Gene Ontology annotation, molecular function: protein tyrosine kinase activity; ATP binding.
GCGCCAGUUCGCCGAAUAUUUGCGUCUUUGCGAACUUCGAUGCUUAAGCGCGUUGCGGUAAUUUUCGUACGAAUUCUGUUCGGCAACGAACGUUCAGUGACAAAUUUUUUUUACUAACUAGUUAAGUGAUAGUGUUUUGUAUCAUGUUUAGUGCUUGUAUAACCAGUUUUUAAUGCAUAUGCCAAAUAUUAAAGUGGUAUAAUAAAAUACACUGUGAUCGCCCGAAUCGGCGUUAAAGUAGUGUUUAGUCAACAAUGAGUGCUUUUUAAUCAAAAUAUUUAUACAUAUAACCAAUAAAUAUAAAGCAGCCUUAAUUAGUGUCACCUUAAAGGACCAAUAUUUGAUAACCAGUAUUGAUAGUGUUCUGACGCCUUAAUUUUUUACCUAGUGUAAAUAGUGCUUGAAGUGCAUCGAAUAGAGUUUUUUACUGGAGGUUUUUAAGAAAUUAUAAUGACAUAUCGAAGUGUAUCCCGGCUGUCAGUGUUUGGUCUAUGGGAGUGCAUUGAGUUGAGAUAAGUGAGUUUGGGAACCGCUGGCACCAUGGAGCGGUGUGACGGAUUUCUCGUGUACCGCAAGCCUGUCUACAGGGUGUUCCAGUAUUUGGAAACCCAUGAGCCGGAGGGCGGCGGGCGGUGCGCGGAGGGGCCGCUAGCGCGCGCGAUGCAGCCCGCGCCACCAGGCGGCUCGCCCAAGCGGCAUCCCACACCGGCGCCUGCGCAUGCAGGCGCAGCAGCGGGCGACCAGUCAACCCUGAAAGUCCACUUGCCUAAUGGGGGCUUCAAUGUGGUGCGAGCAUCAGCCGACGAGGAUGUGAGAUCAGUGCUCCGAUUGCUGGCCGCGAGGCUGGCAGCUGGAGACAGGGUCUACGCCAGUUGCUAUGCUCUGAGGGCUAGAAGACUCACUACUGGGAAGAUCCGAUGGAUCCACCAGGACACACCAGUGUCGGAGUUGCUCAGCAAAUGGCCGGCCAGCGAGUGGCGACUAGAGCUCAGGGUGCGGUACCUACCCGCCAACCUGAGGGAUCUGUGCGACUCCGACCGCGUCACUUUCCACUAUUACUAUGACCAGGUGCGACAUGACUACCUCAACGCCAAUCAUCCUAUGGUAGACCAGGAUUUGGCGAUACAAAUAUGCUGUUUAGAAAUAAAGUACUUCUGUAAGGAUAACCAGAUAUCCCUGGACAAGAAGUCCAACAUAGAAUACCUGGAGAAAGAGUUCGGCCUACACAAGUUCCUUCCCAAAUCCGUACUAGACGCCAUUAAACCCAAAGUGCUGAAGAAGGCCAUUCAGCAGCAGUUUAAGAAGGUGGCCGGUCUCAGCGACACGGAGUGCAUGUUGAAAUACUUGGAGACGAUGCACACGCACUACGGCUACGACCGGGAGACGUUCACGGGCGCGCUCGGCACCGAGUGGGCCAUACCCGUCGAGUUGGCUAUAGGCCCUGACAUUGACAUUUCAUACGUAUCACACAAGGCGGGCGAGCCGGCGACUUAUUCUAAAAUCGCGUCGUUCUGCGACAUCGUGGCGGUGCAAACGCUCAAGUCCAACUGUUCGCAACAAUCGCAAACGCAGAGUGGUUCUUGCGGCAAAGCGGCGCUGCAGUUGAGAGUGAAGGGGGCCACGGAGACGCUGACGAUCACGUGCAGCAGUGUUGAGGCUGCAGAGAGUUUGGCGGACCUGGUGGACGGCUACUGCAGAUUAGUGACAGACUCUCAAACCUCACUAUGGAACAGAACAACAACCAUAUGGAAAUCUCUCAACUGUCAAUGUAAAACGGAAAUGAGCAGCAGUUCCUCGGAAGGCAAGACGAGUUCGUGGGAGGCGAACACGGCGACGCUGCUCUCUGAGGACUACGCGGAAAUCGUAGACGACGACGCUGACUACUCUACGCCGGCAGUGCGCGACUACGAACUGGUACGCAAUCAGAUCGAGCUGACGGGUAUCAUUGGGGAAGGGCAGUUUGGAGACGUUCACAAAGGCACAUGCCGAGUGACGUCAGCCAACCACCCGUCGUUGCGGCGUCAAUUGGCCCAGCAGAAACAACAAGGGAAAUGUUCCGGAGGGGAGUACGUGCUGCCCGUAGCCGUGAAGACGUGCAAGAUGGACGCCGACCUUGACACCGCUGAGAAAUUCCUGGAAGAAGCCUAUAUAAUGCAGCAAUUCUCCCAUCCUCACAUCAUCGGCCUGGUGGGCGUAUGUAGCAGCCCCCCCAUCUGGAUCGUGAUGGAGCUGGCUACGCUCGGGGAGAUGAGGGCGUAUCUACAGCAAAACGCAAGAAGGCUAGAAACGUGCACCCUGGUACUGUACAUCUACCAGCUAUCAACAGCGCUCAGUUACCUGGAAAGCAAAAAGUUCGUGCACAGAGACAUUGCCGCGAGAAACGUUCUGGUAUCCACGCCUACUUGCGUCAAGCUGGCAGAUUUCGGUCUCUCUAAGAUGGUGGACGACAAGUCUUACUACAAGGCGUCCCGCGGGAAACUACCAAUAAAGUGGAUGGCGCCGGAGUCAAUCAACUUUAGGCGAUUUACAUCAGCUUCUGACGUUUGGAUGUUUGGUGUAUGCAUGUGGGAGAUCCUCAUGUUAGGCGUCAAGCCGUUCAUAGGGGUGAAGAAUAAUGACGUCAUCGGUAAACUGGAGAACGGGGAACGCUUGGCCUUACCGCCUAAAUGUCCGCCUCGGCUGUACUCGGUGAUGUCAAGAUGCUGGUCUUAUGAGCCUUCGCAGCGGCCCACAGCUCAUAGCCUGAAGGAAACGCUCUUUGAGAUUCUACAAGAAGAGCGCAGUUCAGCGUGGGACACGAUGCGACGCGAGAACCGCCGAGUGGCCGCCGCCUCGUGGGGGGACGAACCUCCGCCGAAGCCCAGCCGACCUCAAACCAACCUUACUGCGGUGGAGCCGGCGGGCGCGCCGGCGCAGGCGGCGGAGGCGGCGCCGCAGACGUACCUGGUGGCGCAGACGCCGCGCGUGCUGGCGCGCCUGCUGCGCGACAACCAGGCGCGCGCGCGCCGGCCGCAGGCCUACACCACGCCCGCCUCGAGUCCGGAAUUCGACACUGAACAAGCUGUGGAAAGGAGAUUAUUGGCUGAGUUAGCGAGACAGCAACAUCAGAGCGAAGAGGACAGAAGAUGGCUUCAAAUGCAGGAAGACAAUUUGAAGCGGCUCUCAAACAUGCAAGUAUCGAGUGAGAGUGAGCCCAGCGAACGCAAGGCGGACGCCGUCGAGGCGCGCACCUCUAGUCAACCGCCCUCAGGUGCGAACUCGGCAGAAACCAGUCCAGCCAACACGGUGAAUCCAAAAGAACGACCGCCCAGUGACGACAGGACACCUUGCGCGGAGCCCCCGGAGCCGGUGUACGCGGCCACGACGGGCGUGGUGCGCGGCGUGAUGCGGCUGGCGCAGGCCGCGCAGCGCGCCGCUCCGGCCGCCCAGGUGCUGGCGGCCGUGCGCGCCGUGGGCGCCGAGCUGCGCGCGCUGUGCGCCACCGUCGAUCUCAUCGUCGUGCCGUUCCCGCCCGCCGCUCAGAGGGAAGUGGAGAUGGCCCAUCAAGUUCUCAGCAAAGAUAUGGCAGCGUUGGUGGAGGCGAUGCGACUCGCGAUACAGUACGCCAAUACUACGUUGCACGACGAAUAUACCAAACGAAUGCUCGCAGCGGCACAUGUACUCGCGAUGGACGCGAAAAACCUCCUCGACGUAGUGGACUGCAUCCGCGCGCGACACCCCGGCGUCGACUGGCGCGCCGCGCUGCGGGCGCACGACGCCGGCCCCGCCCCGCCCCCCGCGCCGCAGAACCAAACCCUCACCUCGCAAAACCACGCCUUCGCCGCCCAAAACCAAACGUUCACGCCGCAAAACCCAGUACUCAGCAACCAAUCGUCGAUACAGGAAGAAGAAACUCCGCCCCCCAAACCAGACUUCAAAAUCAACCAACCAGUGACGACCGGUCAACUCAACGUGACCGAACACCUACCGAAGGAACACAGCAGCCUCCCCGCCACCUCUAACAGGGUUUCCGCCUUGAUACACAACUACAAUCUAUACGGGAACGUGCGGGAACCGCAACAUAUUUAUGGCAACACCGAAGUAGGGGGUUCCUUCCAACAUUCCUCUUCGAGCAUCAGCGAAGACGGAAAGGUCGAUGUGGCGCCAAUUGAGUCUGUGAAAAGCAGAGUUCAAGCCAUUUCUGGGAAAAUAGACCCUCCCCCUAUAUACUCCGUCAGCAAAAAGAUGAUCCCCAUAGACCAGAACACCGAUCAAGGGUGAAUGUUGCCAGCAUAAAGAAUUAGUUUGCUUGUAGUGGCAAUUUUUUUUACGGCUACUCCGCUGGGAGUUAUACAGCUUUACUAAAUAAGGCUAUGAACAGUAGAUCGACUAGUGUACUUACCGGGAUAUGCUCAUUAAACGACAGCAUUUAUUUUUUUGUGCCGCUUUAGUAAAAUUAGUGCAAGCUUGUUUUAAAAGACCUAUAAUGCUCAAUAUUCUAUGUAGCGGGUAGAUCAGUUAUUUUAAGUCCUCAGGCCAAAACUCGCGUUCAAAGUAGGACCCAUUUGGUCAUCAAAUACAUGGAUCAUUUCUUAAUUACUCAUUAGUGAACAAUUUUCUUGAAAAUACUUGAGUCAUCAACGUUCGAGUGUUGCCAAAUAAUAUCUACUUAACUUUAUUUGAAAUUUCACUUAACGAAUUUAUGUUGAACGUCGUUUUAGUGAUAAUAUCUAUUGACAUAUCAUCGGCAUUGUUGUGCUUCAAAUUAAUAUUCUAGUGUUGCAUAUUUAACAAAUAAUUAUUCGACAUACAUAUUUACAUGUUCAUCAAAACUUUAUUGGUUAUAUUAAAAUUUCAUGCGUCAUCAAAAAUUGUCAUUACUCCAAACUGUUAUCGUAUGGUUAAUUUGUGAUAUUAUUGCCAAUAAACGACCUAAAUUGCUAAACUAACUCAGCUUGCAUUAUUAAACUACAUAGCACAUUCCUUAAACUGCACCUAACGAGUAAGUUGUAAUUAUUUUCAUACAAAGUUUAUAUUUUUUGGUGUUAUUAAUACAGGUUUUAUAUGGAACCUUUAUAAUUAUAAUAAGUGAAAAAUGAAUUCUUCCAUGCAACAAUAAUCUAAAUAAUCAUUUUGGAAUUAAUCGUUCAAGUAUUAUUUUGUAAUCUAAAAAUGUAUUAUGUGUAUAAUUUGUUAAGUAGCCGUCACAAGAUUUAACUCAUAGAUUUUAUUAAGUAAUUGGAUUGUUAAAUUUUUAGUUGCAUCCAUUGUAAGAACUAAAAAAUUAUCUUUACAUAUAAGAUUAAGACAAAUAGGACGGUAAAAGUUUAACAAUUAAAUUACGAAAGGUUUAUAAUUUGUCAAUUGUCAGCGGAUUUGAAAAUUUACUUUGUAAAAAUGUACAAAAAGAUUAUUUUAAUUUUUAUCCAAAGUUUUAUUGUAAGCUUAGAUCUCAGUGGAUACUGUAGCGUUAGUGCUCUGUGAAUGGCACUGGACAACUAAAGAUUAGAAAACAUUGUUUUUAAAGACUGGAAUUUACUAACUCCAUUUGGUAUUUUAUCGAUUUUUAGUACAUCAUUUAGUUAAUUGCAAUCUUGCGUGUCUAUUUACAACUCAAAAACCUCAAUUUCUGUUAAGGUACCUGUUUUGUUACUUAUUUUAUUUCCUAUAUUGAAUCUAUAGUUGUCCAUGCCGCUCAAUGAGUUAACAAAACUAUUUAUUGUCAUUUGAUUUGAUAUGUGUUGCCGGAUGUCAUUCCAGUGUACAACUUAACGUCCGUAGCCCGUUAGCGCGUUUUAACUUCGAGUGGACCGGAUUUUGUUUAUGCAUAUAUUGAAUAAACGACAGAUCAGAAAUUA